This is a messenger RNA of Exaiptasia diaphana, 1223 nucleotides long. Its product is annotated as poly(A) RNA polymerase GLD2-like. The transcript is spliced from 5 exons. Gene Ontology annotation, biological process: RNA 3'-end processing. Gene Ontology annotation, molecular function: nucleotidyltransferase activity. The record is from RefSeq and is a predicted model, not a curated record. Lineage: Eukaryota; Metazoa; Cnidaria; Anthozoa; Actiniaria; Aiptasiidae. The coding region runs from base 90 to 1223 and encodes 377 amino acids.
GAAGGAAUGUGACAAAUUUAUACUUCUCGAAGUUUCAUUCAUUUUGUGCAAAAAAUAAGGUGUUUAAUUUGAAGUUUUGACCUUUCUCGAUGUCUUCGAAGCGAACGGAUUCCCCGUCAGAUAUUUUGAAGAAGCUCGCUAAAGUUCCACUUCUCUGCAAUGWCCUUGAAAAGCAAAUGUACGAAGAGACACAGGACAGAGACACAAGGCAUUCAGUCCUACAAACAAGACAAAGUUUAAGUUCUGUAAAWACUAUGGACAGCAACUUAUAUUUUGCUAAUAGAGACCAUGAAAGUCAAUCUAAUAGAAGGCAUAGUAUGCCAAACUGGGGAGUAUCCCACACAACAACAACAAGUGGCUCUUAUCAUCGUGUCCAUGGGCUUUCUCAAGUGUAUGAACCCCAACCAUUUAAUAAUCACAUGUCGCGAUAUGGCAGUGAUAGCUUAUAUCCCUUGAAGAGAAUUGUGGGAGAAGGAAAUUCUGGAAAUAAUCCACCCAAAGCUAGUGUUAUUUCACAUUUGGAUUUAGAGUCAAAUUACAAUAGUCCAAUACAAACCAGGAAUGAUGGACCAAGCAGCUCAUAUACCCAAAGACAUUAUUUAUCCAGCCAUGCACAAACUAAUUUCAAUUCUACAACAAAUAAAAGUAUAAAGAGUCAGUUUAUUCCAGAUGACGAUGCUGUAGUGGCAGGCUCCUSUAGGAGGGCAAGUGCCCCACCAUAUCUUCAGCAUAAGAGAAAAAAUAACUGGGACUCUGAAGAUGUUUUUGUGGAAUCAAAUGAAAGUUUUGGUCAUUUGGAAGACAGAGGAAAUCAGGGGCUCAAAAGAAGACAUUAUUCAGAAUUCAAUCCAGGUGAAAGCUCCUAUAGCAACAAGAAGAUUAGAAGAACAAGUGGACCUGACUCAAGAACCAAAUCACAACCUCAGCAAAACYGUUGGUCAAGGGAGACAUCACGGCGUAGUUCAUCACCACACCCUGUAGAAUUACCUUUUACUCUUGAUACAUUGACUGAUGAAAUUAUGCAAAUAAGCACAAACAAUGCUCAAAGUCCAGACUUACUCAAGAAAAAAGAGCUCCUACGUUCUGUUCUUGAAAGMAUCUUCAGGCAACAGUUUCCUGGGUGCUCUUUACAUUUGGUUGGUUCUUCUGUAAAUGGUUUUGGAAAUAGAUCUAGCGAUGCUGAUUUUUGUCUUAUGCUAACCCAAUGGAGAGAGGUAUUAUGA